Molecule: messenger RNA, 625 nt
Organism: Solanum dulcamara
Lineage: Eukaryota; Viridiplantae; Streptophyta; Magnoliopsida; Solanales; Solanaceae
Product: protein PELPK1-like
Exons: 1
Coding region: 55-447 (130 amino acids)
Source: RefSeq, a predicted model, not a curated record
CAUCCUUUAACUUCAUUUCCCUAAAACAAAGCAAUCUUGCACAUUACAACAAAUAUGGCUGCUUUUAGCAAUUGUUCAAUCGGCCUCUUGUUGAUCGUUGCAUUAUUGUCCUUAUCAAGUGUAUCGACAAGUCAUGCUGCUCGUAGCCUACUGCAGCUUCCCAACUUGCCUACGAUCCCAUCAUUGCCUAAGCCAACAAUGCCACAAUUGCCCAAUAUUCCAAACUUGCCAACAGCAUCCACAUUGCCCCCAUUGCCAAGUGUAACAUCUCUGCCAACACUUCCAACAACUAAUUCGCCAUUGCCAUCAUUGCCUACAUUGCCCUCUGUCCCGAAAAUGACUCUGCCUCCAAUGUCUGCCAAUAUUCCUCUCCCCAACAUGCCAUCACUUCCAAACAUUCCUACAAUUCCAACCAUUCCAACAUUUUCACCUCCCCCAUCCAACUAAUCUUGCAACUGCCAACCGCGUGAUUUUUCCCUUUCUUACCCUACACUCUACCGCACUUUUUUUGUUUGUUUGUAAUUUUAUGUGAUUCUCGAUGAUGUACUGUAUCAUUUAUACACUUCUGAGUGUUAUACAUUGAUUGUCAUUUGUGUUAAUCCAAUGCAGUGUCUAUUAUUGAUUC